Messenger RNA from Salvia miltiorrhiza (redroot sage), 1221 nucleotides. RefSeq names its product D-aminoacyl-tRNA deacylase. The coding region runs from base 8 to 1063 and encodes 351 amino acids. Gene Ontology annotation, biological process: D-amino acid catabolic process. Gene Ontology annotation, molecular function: D-aminoacyl-tRNA deacylase activity. Lineage: Eukaryota; Viridiplantae; Streptophyta; Magnoliopsida; Lamiales; Lamiaceae. The record is from RefSeq and is a predicted model, not a curated record. The transcript is spliced from 8 exons.
CGGAAGUAUGAAAGGUGAAACAAGAGCCGUCGGCAAAAACAUUUUCACCAAGUUAUAUAGCGGAAGCCACUUCCACUCCACGCCACCUCUCUCCGCCCUCCGCAAAAUGGCGACUUUAGUGGUGGCGACCACCGCUGAUCCGGCGUCGAUCAACCCGGCCAAAGCCCUUCUCUCCAUGCCCGGCUGGCUGCCGGGCCCCACCCUCGACGGCGGGAUCAGGAGCUUCAAGAACGGCGACGUCGUUCGUCUAUUGCAGCAGGACAAAUUCAUAAUUGAAGAAGACGACCUCGACUUGAGGUGGGAGGCCGCCACCGGUGAGACUGUGGCGGAGCUCCUCUUUCUUUCCCGCCACGCCGCCGUCUCCACCCGCCCUGCCCUCACCAUCCACCCUAUAGGAGUACCACAUUUGAAGGAGGGAGAUGUUCUACCGCAAGGGGGAAGGGCGGGAUGGGCUGCACCGCCUUGUCCGCGUAUAGGGCCAUGGCUGAUGCUUUUGAAGAAGCUUGCUGAAUCCCACAACUUAGUACCUGAAUUUGAGAUAACAUUGGAAGCUACUCAUCAUGGACCUGUAACAUCUAAACCAGCUAUGUUCAUUGAGAUAGGUAGCACAGAAGAAUACUGGGGAAGAGAGGAUGCUGCUCAAGUUAUUGCUCAAUUGGUAUGGGAGGGACUUGGUCUUGGAGCAAGUGAUGCUGUCGGAGUUUGGCGCAGUACAACUGAAAAGAAGAGAGUGCUGCUUGGUCUUGGAGGAGGACAUUAUGUACCCCGUCAUAUGGACAUAAUUCAAAAAGAGGGAACUUGGGUUGGCCACCUCAUAUCUGGAUAUUCUCUUCCAAUGGAAGAUCCCGGGCAGACAAAAUCGAGUAUAAGUGCUGAAAGCAUUGGAGGGACGUGGAAACAAUCAAUCCAAGUUGCUUUCGAUGCUACAAAAGCAGCCUUCCCAGGCGGGGAAAUCUUGGCUCAUCUUGAUCACAAGAGUUUCAAGGGUUGGCAGAAGACUGCCAUCAUAGAUUUCCUAGGCAAGCAGAAUAUAAAGAUAGGUAAGCAGGCAGAUUUCUGCUGAUUAAGGCCAAUUUGGUAUCUUAUGAUAUUCAUGUCCAAAUCCUAUAUUUUUUAUAGGAUGUAAUGAUUUCAGUAUGAUGUCUGAAAUCUAAAUUUUGCAUUAGAUUCUCAAAUAUCAUGUUUUUAUGAACCUUUUAAACUAAAUCAUUCAUUCUUAAA